CAUCCAACUAUACUGACACAUUGCGCAUGCGCGCUGCCGCCAAACAGCGUUUACCACACAGUCGAGCCGAAAUAUAACGGUGUAAAAGUUACAAUUUUAAUUUCGUGCAAAGGAAUUUAUUUUUAGACACUUUAUACAAUUCUAGAGUAAAAAUUUUAAUUGAAUUGAUCGGUGUGCAGUGAUUAGUGUUUGCUGUAGCUAAAUAGUUAACGGCUAAUCCGCGGCAAACAGUUGCAAAUAUGUUGUAAUGCCAUUAAAGAAACAUUUGAAAAGUCGGCGCCAGCGUACGACCACCAACACUUUUAAUUAUCGUCAGUGGAAGUGAGAUACUCGUUCAUACUUAUUUCGCCGCAUUACAAACGCCAAACUCAAGUUAAUAGGCUUAUAAACAACAAUGAAGCGUUUUACAGCCACAACAGAGCUCUUGAUCUUCACAGCCAUAAUUGCCGGCUGCUGGUGCAGUGGCGCAUUGGCCGAGUCCUCAACCUUGCAGACUGCCAAGCAUUGGAAGCUGUUCACCUAUAACUUCCUACCACAUGCGCCGAUACACGAUUUGAACUUCUACAAUCCAACCAAUGUGCUGGCAACCGGUAUUGCCGUCUCCUACGACCGGAUUUUCAUUGCGACACCGAAAUUAUUCUCUGGCGUCUCGUCCACCGUCAAUGUCGUCUCGAAAGCGGAAUUUGGUGAUUCACCGGUGUUGCAGGCCUACCCAGACUGGUCGUUUUCCACAACCGGUCGCACAGAUUUCAAUUGCAGCGAUUUAGUUCUGAUCUCUGUGUACCGCAUGCGCAUUGACUCGUGUAACCGCUUGUGGCUUCUAGAUGCUGGUGUUUCGCGUUCGCUCGAAGACUACGAAAUCACUUGUCCGCCGAAAAUUUUAAUUAUCGACUUGAAUACCGAUCAGGUGGUGCGUCGUGUGGACUUCCCGAAAGAAAUCUUACGUGGCGAGUCUUUGUUUACGAAUUUAGUGAUUGAUGAGACGACAGCGAAGCAUGGCAAUUGUGAUGAUGUGUUUGCGUACAUCUCAGAUACGGUGGAGCCGGGCAUUAUUGUAUACGACAGCGGACGCGAUGUUACCUGGCGCGUCUCACAUCCCGCUAUGUAUCCCGAUCCAGAUUUUGCGCAGUCCGAGAUACUCAACGAUCGUUUCAUACUGAUGGACGGUGUUGUAGGUUUAGCAUUUGAUCAGAAAUUGGGUGUGCUAUACUUCCAGCCCUUGGCUACAGAUCGCUUAUUCUCAGUCACCAGAGAGGUGCUGCGCGCCGGCCCACUUGCACAAAACGAUAUACUCAAAGUGAAAUUGGUCGGCAAGAAAUCAUCACAGGGCAUUGGACUCACCGUAUCGCCCAUCGACAGCAGCGUUAUAUUCAGUCCAUUAACUGAAACAGCCAUUGCUGCAUGGAAUCCCAGCAAUAACAAUCAAGUGGUGCUCGCGCACGAUCGUGAUCGUUUGCAAUUUGUUGCCGACAUGACAACAACACCACACGAACCUGGUGUAUUUUAUGCGGUCUCCUCAAAGUUUCAUCGUUUCUUUUUGAAAAAUCUCAACCCCAACGAAAUCAAUAAUCGCAUAUUGCGACUGCCGCUGCCAAACGCUUAUAGUGCACCACACAGUCCCGACGCGCCGUCAAUCGAUUUGCAUACAAUCAACAAGGCGUCCAACUACUUCGGCAGUCCUUAUAAGCCAAAUUCUCUGGAUAAAUCGAACGUUGUGGGCUUUGGCAAUUAUGUCUACAACAGUUUGCAUACAUCGGUGAAACCACAACAACCACCAUAUAAUUACGAAACAGUUGGACUAGUCAAUUUCUCGCUGCGCAAUCCCUUCACAGCACUCAACGCCGGUGAGUCGUUCCCACCGCGCAAAGAACAACGUUCGAACGAUCAGCGUCCCUCCUAUCUGGACACUUUGAAUAGUAGCGAAGGUGCUAUUACUAGUCGUGAUCUGCGCUACCUCGUACCAACAACAGCAGUGCCAACACCGAUCUCUCAUAACGGUUUACACACUGCAGUGUUACCAUACGGCUCCGAAUUCAGUCUCCGUCGGCAUUUACGUAAUACCGAAGGUCAAAAGGUAAACGAGACAGUGGACUCAACUGCCAACAAGCAGUAGAGUGGGUGUGGGCCAGCAGUUUAACUGCAUGUGUAGCAGUGUGCGGUCUAAAGUCAAAACUUAUGUGCCUCUGUACAGUACACUAUGCAACCCUGUCUGUGUAUCGUGCGCAACUGUUAGGGGGGAAUUGAGUAACCUAAUUUAUGUAUGUUAAAGUUGUUAGUACAUUUAGUAGAACUGUAAUUUAUAGUAAUGUCUAUGUAUAUAUGUAUGUACCAGCUCACACAAGCCUAUUCUUAUAUAUGUACAUAUGUAGCGGUAUAUAAAUUUAAUAAACAUACUUAUAUACGUAAAUGUGUGCACAAAUUAAUGAAUUCGAAGCGUCACAGACCAUAGAAAUCACUUAACUUGUAUUGUAAAUAUACUAAUAAAAUAAUUAUUACGCGCCUAAUUAGCCUAAUAUGUGUGUGAAGUGUUUUAA
Messenger RNA from Zeugodacus cucurbitae (melon fly), 2534 nucleotides. RefSeq names its product major royal jelly protein 1. The record is from RefSeq and is a predicted model, not a curated record. The transcript is spliced from 6 exons. Gene Ontology annotation, cellular component: extracellular region. NCBI's taxonomy places the organism in Eukaryota, Metazoa, Arthropoda, Insecta, Diptera, Tephritidae. Bases 395 to 2113 code for a protein of 572 amino acids.